GUGGAAGUACAGCAACACAGUCCAAACAAGACCAGAUCGGUAAAAAUAGGACACAAAAUCUGCUGCAGAAACAGAGAGCAGAGACAGGCUGCUGCCACUAACAACAGCAAACGGAACCAAGUGCCCUCAAAAUCUCAAUGAUCCAACUAUUUCCUCUCAUGCUAAGUGCCUGAGAAACCCCACUCUCCCUCCCUCCUUCCCUCCUCUCUUUUUCUCACCAUUGUAGCCGAACCUGUCCUUUCUCCACUUCUCCAUAAACUCUGAUCUCUUCCUCUCUCACUAGAUCUUAUUAUACUUAUACUCCAACAAAACCUUCAAAUCUUCUCACCUGCUUUACCCUUCUCCACAACAAUGGCUCUGUUCCAUCCAGUUUCUGGUUUUUCUCUCGUCUUCCUGUCGACACUACUGUCUCUUGUCAUUGUUUCGCAUCAGCAGCAACCUCUGCUGAACCCGGCCGAGCAAGACGCUGUCUAUCGGGUCCUCCACUCCAUCAACCCCACCAUCGCCUGGCGCUCCCUCUUCUCCGACGACUUGUGCUCCUCCGCCCCGCACGGCGUCGUCUGCGACUUCUUCUCUAACGAUGAAGAUGAGGCCAACGAAACGGUCCAUGUCACCGAGCUCAGCUUCGGGUACGUCUCGGACUACGCUCCCAACCCGCCUUGUUCCCCUGAGUUCUCGGCCCUCGACCCACUCCUCUUCACCUCCUUCAAGUUUCUCCGCAAGCUCUUCUUCUACAAAUGCUUCAACAAUGCAACGCAGAGUGUUUCGUUUCCUCAUGUCGCUUCACCGAGUUUCUUGUCCACCCUCGAAGAGCUCGUGUUCGUCGAUAACCCAUCUUUAGUCGGGCCUCUCAGUGGCAUAAUCCAGAACUACACAAACUUAAGAAGGGUCGUUAUGACAGGAAACGGAGUCUAUGGGGAUAUCCCAAACGUGGUUGGUGAUUUGGUUAAACUCGAAGAGAUUACGCUCUCGAGAAAUCAACUCAGCGGUGGGGUCCCUUGGAAUCUGUCCAAGCUGAAGAAUCUGAAGGUUCUUGACCUGAGUCAUAAUCAUUUUGAUGGAGACGUCCCUGACACUCUGGGUAAUCUAACGGAGCUCUUGAAGCUGGAUUUGAGCUACAAUGGACUCUUUGGCAAAAUCCCAGAGGAUUUAAGGAGACUACAGAGUCUGGAGUUCUUGGACCUGAGCUACAACCAUUUUGGCAAUUAUGGGAUUCCAUUAAUCUUAGGGGAAAUGCCCAGAUUGAAGGAAGUGUACUUGAGUGGGAAUUUACUGGGAGGGCAGAUUCCGGAAAUUUGGGAAGAGCUCGGGAGUGUUUUGGGGGUCGGGCUCUCAAACGCUGGCCUGGUUGGGAACAUCCCGGCUUCCAUGGGUGUGCAUUUGAGAAACUUAUGUUACUUGGGUCUUGACAACAACAAUCUUGAAGGGACUGUGCCUGUGGAGUUUGGCCUAUUGGAGUCUGUGAGUGAAAUCAAUCUGGAGAACAACAAUUUGAGUGGAAGAGUCCCAUUCUCUGCCAAGUUCCCAGCCAAAUUUGGUGGGAAGCUGAAACUAAAGCUGGCAGGGAACCCAGAACUCUGUGUGGAUGAGGGAUUGGGCUCUAAUGGUAAGGCCACUUGGGGGCAAUUGAAGGUCUGCAGCAACAAACCAGUCAUUCCCAAUGCUGUCCUUGUCACUGGGGGUUCUAAUUCACGGCUUCUUGUUCCUCAUGAUAUGCUACUUUUGUUUCUUGGAUUUUUGUUUGUUUAUCUUUUGCUGGAUUAAUACUUAGGAUAGAGUUUUAAAGACAGAGAUUAGGGGCUAACAAAAUGAACAGGUUAACACUGAUUUGGAAAAAGAAUAUUUGGGUGUGUUUGUUGGAGGAGAAUGAGAAAUUAUGUAAUUAUGGUAUUUUGUGAAGAGAUAAUUGCAUAUAUAGUAUGGUUUUAUA
Molecule: messenger RNA, 1930 nt
Organism: Carya illinoinensis
Lineage: Eukaryota; Viridiplantae; Streptophyta; Magnoliopsida; Fagales; Juglandaceae
Product: piriformospora indica-insensitive protein 2-like
Exons: 1
Coding region: 352-1764 (470 amino acids)
Molecular function (GO): protein binding
Source: RefSeq, a predicted model, not a curated record